AUGUCGUUCAGAAGACUGGCGGUUCUCGUCGCAGAGUCAUGUCUUUCCUCGGCGGCUCUUGUCGUGUUCACGGCGGUGUUUGUCGGCGACUACAGAAUGAAAGCUUGGCUGAAUGGAGGUGGUGAAGGCUGGAAUUCAGAUCCAGCGAAGAGGGUGUACUUUUAUGCAAACUUCAAGGAGCCCCCCGAGAUCCCGACCAUAUGGACACAAGAUCUUUCCAAGGCAACACUGGGCAUGGCCAUCUUGACAGUGGUCUGGCUCUUUGUGCAUAGCAUUGCAAGCCGCCACAACUAUCUCUCCCUUGGCGCGACACUGGCCUGCGAGACCUUUAUUACCCUUCUAUGGAUCUACAUCACUCUAGAGCAGUGCUCGAGCGACUUGACGGACGAAGAGCACAUGAGUCAGUACCCAUGGUUCCUGACGAGGGCUUGCUCGCGAGCGUGGGACGGCGCAGUGGCGGCCUGCCACACGCUGCGUGCGGGCUUCUACCUGUCACUGAUGAUUGUCUGCAUGUUCUGCGGGCGCAUCGUCCGUUCAAUACAUGCACUGUCGUCCUGUGGUCGUCCGAGGGAGCUUGGAUAUACAAAGGCUGGUACUGGCAGCAGCUACCAUCUUGAAGUCGGGGAAGAUGAGGACGAAGCGUUUGAGCUGCGCUCCUCUGAAGAGAAUCGGCAGCGAGCGUUGCGGGAUGCCAUAAGCCCGGUCUUGGCAUUUUUCCCUUCACGUUAA
Molecule: messenger RNA, 729 nt
Organism: Emericellopsis cladophorae
Lineage: Eukaryota; Fungi; Ascomycota; Sordariomycetes; Hypocreales; Bionectriaceae
Exons: 2
Coding region: 1-729 (242 amino acids)
Source: RefSeq, a predicted model, not a curated record